AUGGCGAACCGGUACUCUGUGUACUCGGCGACGUCUUCUGCUGUCCCUGUUCCUCGUCCAGCUGGACAACGGGCUACGCAGGUGUCUACAACCACGUUGCUCAAUGCUCUUCAUACCAUUUACACAUCCGGGCAACCAUAUCAACUCGACUCGGGCACGAGCGUAACAGUGAACACAUGGCUUACUGCUGCAAGUCCUGGACCUAAUGGCGAAGUGGGAGGAACUGUCGAUGCAGACCUCGCAAGACGAGCGUGGGAGCAUGCACGAAGAAGAGCGGAAGAUGGUUCAUCUCACCAAUCUACACCAUCUCUACUUGCUCCAUUCCUGGGAUCUCUACCGUUGUCCACUCCUUCGAUAACAUACACAGCACUCUCUGUCAUUAAACCAUUCGUUUCUCAGGUUACACCUGAUAACCCGUCCCAUUUUCGAUUUUCUGCACUCGCUGUGUCUUAUACUCUCACUCUCACGGGCAAUGUAACUGCGGCAUCGUUGGCUCUAUCCACGGCUGGCCUUGAUGUCACUCGUGGUCUCCUUAAUAUCCCUGCUGAGGCUGGCUAUCGUGCUUUCGAUGUCUUCUACUACCUUCUUACGUCCGCUUCAACACCAGCUGAGAGAGAGUUUCUCAGUCUCAAGGACACAUCGGCAUACGCCCUCUUGAGUAAAUCUAACACUUUUAAUCCACCAGCAUAUCUACCAACGGCUGACGAUGCGGCUUCUGCUGAGGAUUUCAGAGCUUCCCUCAAGGCUAUUGGCAUCAAGGGCGUUGCACAUAGAAGUCUGAUCUCCGUUCUGGCCGCUCUACUAAAACUUGGGAAUUCUCUAGGGCUUCUUGUCGACCAGGAGGAACUUGAGGAAAUUUGUGAAGAUGUCGGAGGACUUCUGAACGUUGAUCCAGAAGUACUUUUACACAAAUGCUCUACCGAUGACCGUGCCGUUUUGAUCGCUGGGAUCUACGAAGCAUUGGUUGAUUGGGUUAUAUCCAAGGCUAAUGAAGCCAUCUCUACGGAGCUUCAAAAUACUGAAGACAGCGGAUCCAGCGAUGGUGGACGUGGUGGACAGUUCGAGGGUGAGACGAGUGACACCGUCAGCAUCACAGUCGUCGAGGUUCCGGAUCCUGUUUUGGGAAAAGCCGUCGCUCUCAGGGGUGUUUUUGACGAUUCCCUUGGCAUUAAUGCUGAAAUGAAGGAGGAUGGAAUCGAAGUUGUUGCACCGGGACAUUCGGUGAUUAAGGAAAUGAAUAGCGCAGUAGCUGAAGUUGAGGCCGACAUGGGCGUUGCUGGAAGUGCCGCUAGCCGGGAACGAGAACACGAACAAGAUAAGAAAGAAGGCGUUUUAGAGAAAGUUGCUUUGGAACUCGAAUCGGGUGCUUUCCUUCGACAGAUUUUAUAUGCGGUUGAAAACGAAGGCAUUAGUCUCGGCAAAAGAGGCCGUUUCGACCUCAAUGAAACCCUAAAAAGUAGCAGAGUGUGGUAUCAUCUUACAAUCCACCCCACUGAUGACUCUCCUGCGACCGUCGCCUCCUUACCAUCUGUUACCUCGGCGUGGUCUGCUGGAACUGUUUCCCGUCAACUCCGCUCCUGGAGGCUACCCGAAUGGGCUAACCGCCGAAACAAACACCUUGAUUUCACCGCAGACUUUGACCUGGAAGAGUUCGUCACGCGGUAUUCCCGGCUUGGGUGUCAAGAAGGGAAAGAUGGUGUGGAAAGCUGGAUCCUUGAAAGAGGGUGGAGCAAUGGUGAUGUUGUCGUCGGCAAUGAGAGAGUCUGGAUGAGAGAGAGUGCCUGGUGGGAGGCUGAAACAAUGCUAGAUUUGAAGCCACAGGAAAUACUGACGGACCCUUUUAACCCUGUGAUGACUCCUUUUGAAAGCGGAUAUUCUGCCGCCCCUCCACCACCUAGCGGCUUCUUUCAACCAGAGUUAAUUGCUAAAGACAGUCGUGAAAACCUCAUGAAUGGACAAAGCGUUGCAGCGAUGUCUCGAGGUGCUUUUGGGGGAGGGGAAACUCGUUCUAUUGCACCUACACUUGGCCCCCCUAGCCAAAACUCACCUGGCGACUAUGGGCUGGGUGUUAAGGGAGACGACAGAAAACACGACACCCAAUAUUACGAUCAAGAACUUGGUAGAUUCAUGGGGAAUAUGGAUCCUGAAUUUGGUGAGCAUAAAAAUAUCGAGAAAAAGAAAAUCCCAAUCGGCCGGCGUGUUUGGUCAGGCUUUGCUUGGGCCAUGACUUUUUGGAUUCCUUCAUUUGUCCUUCGUUACCUGGGUCGGAUGAAACGGCCAGAUGUCCGAAUGGCCUGGAGAGAAAAAGUAACUCUGAUGACCUUAAUUCUUCUUCUAAAUGGUCUAGUUGUUUUUUGGAUUGUCGGCUUUGGAAAUUUGCUCUGUCCCAAUAAGGAUAGAGUCUGGACUGAAAAGGAAGUCGGUUUCCACCAAGGGGAUAAUGACUACUAUGUCAGUAUCCACGGCAGUGUUUAUGACAUCAGCAAAUUUUGGAAAACACCUCAUACCUUUUCAAGGGACACAUCCAGAACUGCAAUGGAUCCAUUCCGUGGUCAGAAUCUUGAUGCGUACUUCCCCGUUCCACUUAAUGUGGCAUGCCGUGGUUUAGGUGCAUCGGAAAAUAUUCAAAUUCAACACAAUAAAACGGACGCAAUUCUAUAUCCCAAUGCUCUCCAUACCUCUGGCACCUUCCAAACCGACACCACCCUCAAGCUGCGCGAUGCCAACUGGUAUGGCGGAGUGUUUUUACCGAGGAUCAGGGAGUAUUACAAAGGUGAUGUAGUCUGGGAUCCGGCUGUAAUCCGCCAACAAGCAGACCAGGAUCAACGAAUGUGGGUUAUAAUCGAAAACGAAGUGUUUGACCUCACCGACUAUUUCUACACCUUGAACCGGAUGAACAAUAUUGACCUAUACAAGUUUUUGCCGGCGAAAGUUACCGAACUAUUCAAUAGAAAUCCUGGCGAAGACAUCACUGACAAAUGGGAAGGCACCGUCGAGUUCCAGAACAGCUACUGGUGUUUGAGAAACCAGUUCUACGUCGGUAGAACUGAUUUCCGCAAAACACCCAAAUGCCUAGUUAACAAUUAUAUCCUCCUUGCGUUCACCUGUCUGCUGGCUGGUGUUAUCCUCAUCAAGUUCUUUGCUGCCCUCCAGCUUGGUACGAAACGACGACCUGCCAUGCAAGAUAAGUUCGUUAUAUGCCAGGUCCCGGCAUACACCGAAGGAGAAGAUCAACUUCGGAAAGCCCUUGACUCUCUUACGGCUCUCCAGUAUGACAACAAACGAAAGCUGAUUUGCGUGAUCUGUGAUGGCAUGAUUGUUGGAGGAGGUAACGAUCGACCAACCCCCAAAAUCGUCUUGGAUAUCCUGGGUGUCGAUCCAAAGAUCGAUCCUCCCGCCCUUCCAUUCAAAUCUGUUGGCGCUGGAAGCGACCAACUUAAUUAUGGCAAGGUUUACUCCGGCCUCUACGAAUACGAAGGCAAUGUUGUGCCGUACAUCGUUAUCGUCAAGGUCGGUAAGGAGUCAGAGCAAACCAAGUCCAAGCCAGGCAAUCGUGGAAAACGAGAUUCUCAAAUUCUACUUCUCAGCUUCCUGAAUCGGGUCCACCAUCGUUCAGGAAUGUCGCCACUCGAGUUGGAAAUGUUCCAUCAAAUCAAUAACAUUAUCGGAGUUGAUCCCGAGCUUUACGAGUAUCUUCUCAUGGUAGACGCUGACACUAGUGUGAAAGAGGAUUCCUUGAACCGACUUGUGGCGAGUUGUGCGAAUGAUGCUAAGAUCGCUGGUAUCUGUGGUGAAACUAGCUUAGAGAAUGAAGAGCGCAGUUGGUGGACUAUGAUUCAAGUCUACGAGUACUAUAUUUCCCACCACCUGUCUAAAGCUUUCGAAUCUCUUUUUGGCAGUGUUACCUGUCUACCCGGAUGUUUCUGCAUGUAUCGCCUCCGCACUGCUGAUAAAGGUCGUCCAUUGAUCAUUUCGGACAAGGUUCUCAGUGAAUAUUCUGACAUUGAAAUCGACACUUUGCAUAAAAAGAAUCUCCUGUCCCUCGGAGAGGAUCGAUAUCUCACAACACUCAUGACCAAGCAUUUCCCACACAUGAGCUACAAAUUCAUUCCAGAUGCAUAUGCCAACACUGCAGCUCCAGAAACAUGGUCCGUUUUGCUAUCCCAGAGGCGUCGCUGGAUCAACUCGACAAUCCACAACCUGGCGGAAUUGAUGUUCCUGCCUGACCUAUGCGGUUUCUGCUGCUUCAGUAUGAGGUUUAUUGUGUUUAUUGAUCUUUUCGGAACGAUUAUCCUUCCCGCAACCUGCGCCUACCUGGUCUAUAUCAUCUACCUUGCUGCUACCAACAAGGGACAAUUUCCGAUUAUUUCAAUCGCGAUCAUUGCUGGUGUGUACGGUUUGCAGGCAGUUAUCUUUAUCGUCAAACGCCAGUGGCAACAUAUUGGAUGGAUGAUAAUAUACAUCAUGGCGUUCCCUAUUUACAGUUUCAUACUUCCGCUCUACUCCUUCUGGAAUCAAGACAAUUUCACUUGGGGAAAUACCCGUAUUGUCCUUGGUGAGAAGGGAGAUAAACGUGUGAUUGCAGUGGAGGAUGAAGCUUUCGACCCAAGAAGCAUUCCUCUACAACGCUGGGAUGACUACGCUUUGGCCAACAACCUUCCAGGCCGUCGGGGCGGUCCUCCAUCUGGACACGAAAAGAUUUACCCGCCGGUUUAUGGUGAUGAGACUGCUAUGGAGAUGGACGAUAUGCACUCAACCUAUUCUUCAGUGAGGCCCGCAUCGACCAUUCUUACCGGCUUCCCUACUCAAGGACCACACGGACCAUUCAUGACCCCACAUUCCGCGAGUCCCUUCGGAAACGCUCCCGGCAAUAGAAACUCCCACUUUUCAUCCUUUACGCGGUACACUGACCAGCCACUUGGUAACCGCAGUCAAGCUCAUUUGUCCAUGGGCAAUCUGAGCGCUUACCACGAUAAUAAUGCAAGCGCAAACCGACUAAGUAGCUUUGGAGCUAUGGGAACGGAGAGCCAUCUCGGGUUUCCACAGCGGCAAAGCAUGCGCAGCCCAUUAGGAAUGGGAGCUAGGCCGGUAAGCACUGUGGUGGAUUUCAGAUCUGCACCUGGUUCGGGGCCGGAUGAGGCCACUAUUACGGAGGCUGUCCAGAAUUGCCUGGCUGAGGUGGAUUUGGAUACUGUUACUAAGAAGCAAGUUCGUGCACUCGUUGAGCAGCGAUUGCAGACGACGUUGACCAGUGAAAAGAAGGCAUUCUUGGAUCGCCAGAUUGAUACUGAACUUGCAAAUAUGUAA
Paracoccidioides lutzii Pb01 is the source of this 5307-nucleotide messenger RNA. RefSeq lists its product as hypothetical. Bases 1 to 5307 code for a protein of 1768 amino acids. The record is from RefSeq and is a predicted model, not a curated record. Gene Ontology annotation, molecular function: chitin synthase activity; ATP binding; cytoskeletal motor activity. Gene Ontology annotation, cellular component: cell septum; cell periphery; myosin complex. The transcript is spliced from 4 exons.